Molecule: messenger RNA, 9120 nt
Organism: Salmo salar (Atlantic salmon)
Lineage: Eukaryota; Metazoa; Chordata; Actinopteri; Salmoniformes; Salmonidae
Product: desmoplakin-A
Biological process (GO): skin development; cell-cell adhesion; wound healing
Cellular component (GO): plasma membrane; cytoplasm; intermediate filament
Molecular function (GO): structural molecule activity
Source: RefSeq, a predicted model, not a curated record
GUCUGUCCAAAAACGACUGUCCUCCGUGUUCUCACAGUAGUAACUACAAUAUCUGCGCGACAGGAAGACGUCGGAGAGGGUGGGCGUAGGGACGAACACCUCCGACGUUUAGGACUACACUUCUUUCAAGACCAUUUACCUUUUUUUUAAACAAAAUUGUAAAUCAGAAACUGUACUUGAAAUUAGUAUGUACGGCUCUCAAAAUAGACUUCCGACAUUGAGUCGGAGGUCUAAUUCUCGACCAGACCUGACAAGCGGCACUCAGUUCGUCGUUGGUGGAAACGGCUAUCAACAGGAAUAUGCAGACGGAUACAGCUAUUCACAAACUUUCUCCAAAACGGCCAUGGGGGGAGGUGGUGGGGGCUACGGAGGGGGACUUGGAGGGGGAGCAAGUGUGCAGAGCAUCCAACACAAAGCUUUCUUCCUGCAAAGCCAGUGUCAGGAGUACCUGCAGAGAGUACAGCAGAUUCUCCAGGCAGGUGGUCCAGCGGGGGAGGUGGACAAGCUGAUGAGUAUGUCUUCUGAGGCUAUAGACCAGCUGAAGGGAUGUGCCAUGGAGCUGCAGCACAUGAAACAACCCAAAGACAAAAUCAUCAAGAGCAUACAGCAUCUCCAGAACAUGCAGAGUGGGAUCACCUCCUCCAUCAGUGGGACAACCCAGAGGAUGAGCAGGGGCAGCAUUGGCUGGGAGGAGAGGGGGAGGACCUACACUGAUGCCAUGUCUUGGAUCGGCCAACAGAAGCGUCUGAUCGAGACGUCUCCGUGGGGUGAGGACGCAGCCACCAUCGAGCAACAGAUCCUGAGCCAGAACAAGUUCCACAGCUCCAUCCAGAGGAGCCAAGAGGUGGAACGCGCCAGAGAUGAGCUGGCCCAAAAUGAUGACAAGGGUGGCCUCCAUUCCCUGCAGCAAGAAUGGGACAGUCUUCAGAAAAUGUCAUUUGCUCGUAUGGGCCAGCUGAGAGAGCUGCAGAACAUCAUCGAGGAGAUCUCCAGGGCCAUCAUGUGGGUCAACGAGAGAGAGGAGGAGGAGCUGGUGUUCAACUGGGGAGACAAGAACAUUGACGUCUACAUCCCCAAGAAACAGGAAAGCUACUCCAAACUGAUGAGUGCCCUGGAGGUAAAGGAGAAGGAGCUAAACAAACUGAAGCAAAAAGUCGAUGGCCUCCUGAAGAACAAUCACCCAGCCUCAGACAAGAUCGAGGCCUACAUGGACACUCUGCAGACCCAGUGGAGCUGGCUCCUCCAGAUCACCAAGUGUAUACAUGUCCACCUGAAAGAGAACGCUGCCUACAGCCAGUUCUUCAAGGAGGCCAAUGAGAUCUACAGCAAGCUGCAGAAGGAACAUGAGAACAUCCGUAACAAGUUCACCUGUGAUAAAGGAACAUCUCUGGAGAACCUCACUGAGCUCCUCAAGAACCUUGAGAGAGAGAAGGAGACGAUCAUGGAGAAUAAGAGGCAGGUCAAAAACCUGGUCAACAAGUCCAAGAGCAUCGUGAGGCUGAGACCACGUAACCCUGAGGAGAAGAGUAGUAGUCCUAGUCCUGUUAUAGUACAGGCACUGUGUGACUUCAAGCAAGACCAGAAAGGGAUCUUCAAGGGGGACGAGGGCAUCCUGACGGACAACACCCAGCGCAGUAAGUGGCACGUGACAGGUCCUGGAGGUCUGGACAUGCUGAUCCCAUCUGUGUGCCUCCUCAUCCCCCCGCCCAACCCUAUCAGCAUCGGACUGGCCAACAAGAAUGAGCAGUACUACGAGGCCAUCAUGGGCAUCUGGAAUCAGCUCUACAUCAACAUCAAGAGCCUCAUCUCCUGGCAGUACUGUGUUAAAGACAUCAACCACAUUAACUCUCUCACCCUCACCAUGCUGUCCCAGAUGCGUCCUGAGGAGUACCGGAACAUCAUAAAGAGUCUGGAGACUCACUACCAGGAGUUCCUUCGCAACAGCCAUGGCUCCGAGAUGUUUGGAGAGGAUGAGAAGAAGAGGAUGGAGGGCCAGUAUGCUGGAGCCCAGACCCACUACGACACACUGGUCAUAGGGCUGCCUACAUACAAUCAAUCCAAAGCGGAGGUGGUCAAGAAGGAGGUGGUCAAGCUGGUGGUCCAGCAUGAGCCGCCCAUCAAGGUGGAGACGACCAAUACCUUACAGGGCUCUACCCUCAGCCUGACCCUGCUUAGUGACCUCCACGCCCUCAGACGCAGGCUGGAGCUGGCCGAGUCCGGCCUUAGCCACCACCUCCAUGUGCCCCUGGGGGAGAACAGUGUGCAGGAGUGCUCACAGCGUCUCCUAAAGCUGGAAGGCAUACACCAUGAUCUGGACGGGGUGCGUGAUGAGUACCUGAGGCUAAGGGAGAGGGUCCUCAGGCAGCUGGAAGGGACAGCAGCAGACUCAGAGCAGGCCAAGUUCCUCAGGAAAGAGCUAGACCUCCUCAACCAGAAACUGGGAGAUCUGCAGGGACUAUCCUCUGCCUACCUCCAGAGACUGUCGUAUCUUCGGAACUUGUGCCAGAGCCUCCUCCAGGCUGAGGAUGUCAUCAAGGUCCACGAGGCCCGUCUGACUGAGAAGGAGACCACCUCCCUGGAUCUCAACGAGGUGGAGCGCUACAGAUCCACCCUCAAGCAAAUGAAGUCGGAACUGGAAAAUAAGAGAGACUUGCUGAAGGCCAUGGAGAGUGACCUGGUCAAUGCAGUGCACGUGAACAGUCAGAUCUCAGCCUCCUUCCACAAGUGUGAUGUGGACCUGUCCAAGUACGCUGACCUGGUGGGUCAGAUGUCUGACCGCUGGCGACGCAUCCAGACCCAGAUUGACAGCAGAGUGUGGGACCUUGAGAAGCAGGAGAAACAGCUAAGACAUUUUCAGCAGAGCAGUGGAGUGGUAGACCAGUGGAUAGACAAUGCUAAAAGGCGCCAGGACACCCUGCAGGCAGCCAAGUUCAGCGACAUCCAGGCCCUCAUGGAGCACCUCAACCAACAGAAGGUGCUGCACAGUGAGAUCAAAGGAAAGAAGGAGAAGGUGGAGGAUGUACAGAAGGAUGCAGACACCUGCGCUACCUCCAUCAAGGACUAUGAGCUGCAGCUGGCCUCCUACAGUGCUGGACUGGAGACCCUGCUGAACAUCCCAAUUAAGAAAACCAUGCUGCAGUCUCCUGCCACUGUGGUCAGAGAAGAGGCAAAUGACCUCCAGUCUCGCUACAUAGAGCUCCUGACCCGCUCCAGUGAUUAUUACAAGUUCCUGGGGGAGAUGUUGAAAAACAUGGAGGAACUGAAGAUAAGGAACACCAAGAUCGAGCUUCUGGAGGAGGAGCUGAGGCGUCUGAAGGAUAACAUCCAGGACCGCAGCGAGAAGAACCGUUCCUUAGAGGAUGCCCUGUCCCGCUAUAAGCUAGAGCUCUCACAGUCUAAAGAACAGCUCAUCUCCAUGGAGGAGGUGAAGAGGACCACAGCCAUGCAGGCCAGCGUGGCCAGGGAGAGCCUGGACACCACCAGUAGCCAGCUGACUGAGCUCAGUGACAAGCUGGCCCGCCUCACCUACCAGCUGGAUGAGGAGAAGAGGAAGAGGAGGCUGGCCGAGGAGCGCUAUACGAGCCAGCAGGAAGAGUACGAGGCAGCCGUGCGCCGGCGCCAGAAGGAGCUGGACGAGGUCAACUGGUCCAAGAUCGACCUGGAGAAAGCGGUGAAGGACAAGGAUCGUGAGCUGGAGAGGCUCAGGAUGCAGCUGGAAGAGGAGGCCACGAGGAGGCGCGGGGCAGAGCAGGAUAUCUCUAAGACCUCCAUGAUGGUGCAGCAGUCUCAGAACCACUACACUGAGAUCCUGUCUGAGAGGGACACCCUUCUGAUCAAGUUGAAGCAGCUGGAACAGGACAAGACCCGCCAGGGUCGCUACGAAGAGGAACUGAACCGCAUCAAGGUCUCCCUUGAGACUGAGCUUCGCAACAAACAGCGUCUCCAGGAAGAAAGAGACAAGAUCCACAAGGACUUUACAUACUGGAAGAGCCAGUAUGAACUGAAGGAGGGGCAGAUGAGGCAAUGUGACUCAGACAAGGACAAGAUGGAGAGGGAGAGGCUCUCCCUGAAGAGAGAUUUGGAGCGUACGAUGGUGGAGCUGAGGACUGUGGAGGAGAGGCAUAAGGGCAGGCUGCAAAGCUCACAGAGGGAGGUGUCGGAUCUGGCCCUGAAGAGAGAUUCCCUGGAAAGGGAGCUGAGGAGGCUGCAGCAGAGGCCUGACUCCAUGAGCAUCCAGACCCAGACGGACGAGAAAGUGGUCACUGUGGAUCCGUCCAAGCUGGUGUUCAAUGGGGUUCGCCGAAAGGUCACCGCCCACCAGCUGUGUGAUUGCGGCAUCAUCAGCAAGGCCACCCUGGAGCAGCUGCUGAAGGGAAAGAGGACCGUGGAGGAUGUGGCAAUGGACAUCCAGCUCAGCCUCAAAGGAACAGGCGUCAUUGCAGGGAUGGUCAGAGGCCCCCAGGGCAGGAUGUCCAUCACUGAAGCCAAGACCAAGAACCUGCUCAGCCAAGAGAGCGCCAUCAUGCUACUGGAGGCUCAAGCUGCCACCGGCCACAUCAUGGACCCCAAAUUCAACGAGAAGAUGUCAGUUGAUGCUGCCUGCUCCAGAGGGGUGGUGGACACAGACGAUAGAGACACCCUGAUGACAGCUGAAGCAGCCGGCACAGGCUUCAAAGACCCAUACACUGGAAAGCUGCUGUCCAUCGGACAGGCUCUAAAGCAGAACCGUCUGGACAAGAAGACAGCCCUCCGUUUGCUGCAGGCUCAGGAGUCCGUUGGCGGCAUCCUGGACCCCGUUCUGAGCGUGUUCCUGCCCAAAGACCUUGCACUUGAUCGCAACCUGAUCGACGAAGACCUCUACAGGGCUCUGAACAAGAAACCUGCCUGCUAUCUGGACCCAAUCACUGAGGAGAAGAUCAGCUACAGUGAUCUGAGGCUGAAGUGUAGGAUGGAGCCCGCCUCUGGCCUGCUGCUCCUUCCAGUCCCAGAGAAGCCCAUGACCGUGCAGGGUCUCAGGGGAGAGGUGUCCGUCACAGAGCUCAUCAACUCCAACCUGCUGUCUGAGACCGAUGUGCAGAAGCUGAACCAGGGAAAGCUCAGCAGCAAGGAAAUUGAGGACAAGCUCAAGAACUACCUGCAUGGUUCUAACUGUAUUGCGGGGAUCUAUGAUGAGGCAAACAACAGGAUCAUGACCAUCUACCAGGCCAUGAAGGAAGGACUGCUCAGACGAGGAACCACCCUGGAACUUCUGGAAGCCCAGGCAGCCUCCGGCUUUGUGAUCGACCCUAUCAACAAUGUCUGCAUGAAUGUGGAGGAGGCCUGGAAGAGAGGCCUUGUGGGCAAAGAGUUCAAGGACAAGCUGAUGUCUGCAGAGAAAGCAGUCACUGGAUACAAAGACCCCCACACUGGCAACAUCAUCUCCCUCUUCCAAGCCAUCGAGAAGGAUCUGAUUGAGAAGGGCCAUGGAAUCAGGCUUCUAGAGGCUCAGAUCGCCAGUGGUGGCAUCAUCGACCCCAAGGAGAGCCACCGUAUCGAUGUAGACAUUGCCUACAAGAGGGGCUACUUUGACGAGGAAAUGAACGAGAUCCUGACCUACGAAGGAGACGACACCAAGGGCUUCUUUGACCCCAACACCCAAGAGAACCUGACCUAUCUGCAGCUGAAGGAGAGGUGUAUCACCGACCCCAAGACUGGUCUGGUUCUUCUGCCUUUGAGGGACAAGACCAAUCCUCAGCAGAUGGUUCAGCAGAGCAGCCAGAAGAACAUCCUCCGUAAGAGGAGGGUAGUGAUCGUAGACCCUGACACUGGAAAAGAGAUGACCGUGAGGGAAGCCUACCAUAAGGAGCUCAUCGACUACGACACCUUUCUGAAUCUCUCAGAGCAGGAAUGUGAGUGGGAGGAGAUCACCAUCAGAGCUUCUGAUGGUUCAGCCCGUAUGGUGGUGGUGGACAGGAAGACAGGCACACAGUAUGACAUCCAGGACUCCCUGGACCGCGGCAUCAUCGACCAGACCUCCCUAGAGCAGUAUCGUUUAGGAACCCUGACUCUGACCCAGUUCGCCGAUCUCAUCACCAGCAAGAGCAGCCUGAGCGAGCUGUCAAUCACCGCCAGCAACAUGGAGGAUGUGGCCACCUGCAGCAGUCCCACCCAGGCCUGCCCUUCUUCCCCCACCGUACGCAAGCGCUUCAACAGCAUAUCCAUCACCUUCUCCCCAACAGAUGAGUUUGAUGAAGGGAGCCCCAUAGCGGCCGUCUUUGACAUGGAGACAAUGGAGAAGAUCACCAUCCUGGAGGCUCUACGGAGAGGCAUAGUUGAUGCCAUUACAGCUCAGAAGCUUUUGGAGGCCCAGGCCUGUACUGGAGGCAUCAUCAACCCCACCAAUGGCCAGCGGCUUAACCUGCAGGAUGCCGUCCACCAAGGCCUCAUCGAUGAUGACAUGGCCACCAAGCUGAAGCCAGCCCAGAAAGCCUUCAUGGGCUUCGAGGAUGUGAAGACCAAGAGGAAGAUGUCUGUGGUCGAGGCCAUGAAGGAGAAAUGGCUGCCUUACGAGGCUGGCACGAGGUUCAUGGAGUUCCAGUAUCUGACAGGAGGGCUUUUAGAACCCGGCAACGGACAGAAGACCAGUAUUGAGGCGGCCAUCCGGAGGGGCUGGCUGGAUGGGAGAGGAGCACAGAAGCUUCAGGACACAAGGAGCCAUACCAAGAACCUGACAUGCCCCAAGACCAAGCUGAAGAUCUCCUACAAGGAGGCCAUGGACAGCUGCAUGGUGGAAGAAGGCAAUGGCAUGAAGAUGCUCCAGGCUUCCUCCAUGUCCAGCAAGGGCAUUAGCAGCCCUUACAACGUGUCCAACCCAGGCUCCCGUUCGGGCUCCAGGGCUGGCUCACUGGCCACCUCUCGUUCCGGGUCCAGGAGUGGCUCCCGCAGGGGCAGUGUGGAUUACUCCUCCAGCUACAGCACCUUCACCACUUCUGCCUCCAACACCCUAAGCGUCAACUCAAAGUUCUAAUAUUAAAACACAUAUAUGGAAAGAGGGUGUGGAGUAGAGUUGCUUUUGGGUCUGAAAAUUAAAGCCUGGUCUUACCCAAGCCCGAUGAGCUGAAGACCGAGCUCAGGCCCGGUCCCACAUCAUAGAAAUGUUAUGAACCCGAACCCCUCAAAAAAGCUAGAUUUCUAGAAGACAGCCUAUUGAUUUAAGCUGGUGUUGAGAACAAUGCGGCAGAAAACCGAGGAGAGAGGAAAACUCACCUUAGGCCUAGUUAUGAUCAACUGAAUUACGAAAAUAUUGGAAUUAAUUAGGCUAUAGGCUAAUGCAAUUGAAGGCAUGUAUCACAUUUUUGCUUAUGGAAGCUCCCAAAGUCAUAUUCAACCGUUAGCCUAUAAUACAUUUAAAGCAAUAGCCAUGGGUGGUCAAUUUGAUGAUAUUUUCAGCACCGUUUUGAUUGGGACAGUGCCUUCGCGCUGCUUUGAGACAAGCUUGGGGAUUUCUUUUCACUGAAUCUCCGUUUGGAUAUUUGUUUACAAUUCGGUAGGGAAAAUGUUAGCUAAGUUGAGGUGAGUGCUCAUGAGCAUGUUAUAUAGCUUAACAAGUGGAUUUUGCUCUUCACUCUCGUAGUAACCUAAACAUUGCGACUUGUCUGAUAAUCAAUCAAUGUUAUUUUGUUUGAAUCUGUAUAAUUGGUUGAUCUCUGGCUGGGCAAAUAAGUGGAGGUGGUAGCUCAUGUAUUUGUUUGCUCAUCUGUCACUGAUCAGCAACAUUUUGCAUGCAAUAGUGUAGCCUAAAUCAAGUUAAUAUGUUGCACUUGACUCUUGUAUAGGUAACUCCAAAAGCCCGCAGAGGUUAUGAAAUAUGAACACGAGACUCGCAUGCUUUUGAAAAUAUUGAUUGCUGUUAUUUUCUAUUGGUAUCAUGAUGAAUGAACUAAGUGUUAUUAUUAUUAUCAUUAUCAUGCCUGGUAGGCUAUAGUAAACGUAUAUAAUCUAUUCACCAUCGCGUUGAGAGCACGUCCUGUUUUAGCUGUUUUAGUGAAAUUUACAUCAAUAUAUAAUCUCAGUCAUUCAUUCAUGUCUUUACACAGCAUAUACGUCAUUCAUGGCCUUAAAUACAAUCAGGCAUUUUAUUUAGAAAAUGAAAUAACAAAGGGAGACUUGAAUAAUUAAACAAAUCUAGAAAUGAAACCAUUUUUAAUCUAACACCUGUUUGGCACACAAAUACGCACGCAGCGCUCGGUCCUACCCUCCUUGUUCUCCUUCAUCAUCUGAACACGUAAGCCUAGUAGAGGGAGGGUGAGGGAGAUAUUUAGAGAGAGAGAGCAGUAGUAGAAGCUAUGGUGCGCUAGUAGUCACGAAGACACGCACGGUCCCCAAAAUGUUAUAAAAGAGCGCGGCAAUUCCCAACCCCGUCCGGCCCGAAUAAAUUCUCAGAAUUUCACGUCCGGCGGUCGGGUUUGGGCUGAAAAUGACAAUUCUAGUGUGGAGUAGAUAGGAGUAGAUGUGAUGUGGCACAUUUGUUAUGGUUGAGGAAGAGGGAAAGUGGGUUAGAUGGGGUUGAAUUUGUGAUGUGGUAUAUCUUUCAUUGAUUGAUUGUGUUUAGUUUAUGUUUUGUGCUGUUAGCUAAAUCUGGUUUGGGGGUAUAAAGGUUGAACAUAUUCAACUAUUCGAUGGAUAACAGUUUGUUAGAAUGAAAUCUAAAAUCCAUGUAAAUGUUUAGAUUUUUAAACUUGAAAAUAAAUGUAGUUUUGAAAUAUAUAACGUUUUACCAAAUAAAACUGCUUUUAUAUUGUACUAUGUUUUGUUGUUAUGUAAAGGUAAUAUCUUACUGCUUCAAUGUCCUUGGCUCACAGCAUCUAUUCUACAAUGUCUACAAUAUUAAUUUAUCUGACUUUUAUUUUGCUUUAAUAUCACUCAAUCACUGGCAAACAUUUGCUGAUCUAAUUUUGGUUUUCAAGCAAUCAUUUGAAGUAACAAUGAAUGUACUUGACAAUGACUUACAACACAAUGUCCAAUGGUACUGAAUUAUAAAACAAGUAAUAAACCAUUAUGAAUUUACCCUGAAUAGAUUUUAUGUAAUGAUAUAUUUUUUAUUCCAAACAAUUGAAAAAUAAAAGUUCAUUUCCAACAGUG